Ostrinia furnacalis (Asian corn borer) is the source of this 1119-nucleotide messenger RNA. RefSeq names its product kanadaptin-like. The transcript has 6 exons. The coding region runs from base 1 to 1023 and encodes 340 amino acids. The record is from RefSeq and is a predicted model, not a curated record. NCBI's taxonomy places the organism in Eukaryota, Metazoa, Arthropoda, Insecta, Lepidoptera, Crambidae.
AUGCCCGAGGCAACCCGGGUAGAACUCCCCAUAGACGAUGCAAGAGGCAACCCGGUCAUAGCAGAGGUAAUACACCGCGGCAAGAAGAAAGAAGCCGUCAUAGCGUGUGCUUUAGAAGCCUGCAGGAUAUUGGACAGGGCUGGUCUGCUGCGGCAGUCGAAGCAUGAAUCGCGCCGCCGCAAACAGCGCGAUUGGAGCGCCGAUGACUACUAUGACUCCGAUGAAGACACCUUCCUUGACCGCACUGGCAAUGUUGAGAAGAAGCGGACGAAACGGAUGCAGAGACUCGGCGCUUUGGAGAAGGAGGAUGAUAAGCCUCUCACUUAUGACGACUUGUUAAAACAAAUAACCGAAAUCGAGUCCAAGAUAUCUUUAGAAGAGAAGACGCUGGAACGCCUCCGUUCGGUCAGCAAGCCUCAACCGAAGGACGACGAAGAUGAACUGGACGCGUUCAUGAGUUCAUUGAAGAGUCAAGGACAGAGCAUGGCGCAGAAGGCUGACAUAUCCAACACGAAGAUGCGAAUCCAGAAACUCAAAGCGGAGUUGACCAAAACACAAAGGCUUGCUGAGUUGGCGAGACCGGCGCAUCUCCCGCCGCUCGUGAAGAAGGACGAGACCAAGAUGGCCGUCAAGAUGGCCGCCAACUCCGUUGUCUAUGGCAAGAGAAUACGUUUAAAAGAAGACGCCGAAAGAAAACCAAAAGCCAAAAAGUCUUCCAAGCAAGAAGAAGAAGAAUUCGUGGAAGAAAUCGACUCAGACGAGGAAUCCGAACAGAAACCAAACGAAAUCCCUAAAGAAGAAACAGAGAGAAUCAAAGAAGAAAAUAGAAUAGCUGAUACAAAAGAAAGUGAAGUAACGAAAAAUGAGAAGACAGAGAAAGAAAAUACAAAAGAAAGAGAAGGGACAACGAAGAAAGUGUACGGACCUAUGAGGCCGCCGGAAAAUUAUGUCAUUCCAGAGAGUUAUUUCGAUCAGGAGUCGGAUAGGGAUUUGCCAGAGAUCAUGGAAGAUGAAACGGCAUAAUAUUAGGCUUUAGGUAUUAUAGGUGUAGCGCUUAACCGAUUGAGUCCCAGACGGCAUUAAUUAAUGUCAUAACAAUGAGGGCUAUCGUUUUUAUAC